AUGAGAUCCAGUCAGUCUUCGUGGUUCCCUCGUAUAGGGCUACUUUACGUAGCUUUGAUCUUGUUGAUACCGUUUUUGGUUUCCCCUAGAAGUGGCGGUCCAUUUGCAGUUGCCGCUGCCGCGGCAGACGACGACAAUGUGACAGAUAACUACGGCACAGUUAUUGGUAUCGAUUUGGGUACCACGUACUCGUGUGUCGGAGUCAUGAAGAACGGGAAAGUGGAAAUAUUGGCCAACGACCAAGGCAACAGAAUUACUCCGUCAUACGUGUCGUUUAACGCUGAGGAAAGGUUGGUUGGCGAUGCAGCUAAAAAUCAAGCAGCCUCGAAUGUCAACAAUACCGUGUUUGACAUUAAGAGACUAAUUGGCUUGAAGUACAAUGACGACACUGUCCAAAAGGAGUUGAAGCAUUUGCCAUACACCAUUGAAAACAAGGGCAAUAAGCCCGUGGUUAAGGUUGAAUUUAAUGGCGAAGAAAAGACUUUUUCUCCAGAGGAAAUCUCGGGAAUGAUUUUGGGUAAGAUGAAGAACAUUGCUGAAGAGUAUCUCGGUAAAAAAGUGACUCACGCUGUUGUUACCGUGCCAGCCUACUUCAACGACGCUCAAAGACAAGCAACCAAGGAUGCCGGUACCAUUGCCGGCUUGAACGUCUUGAGAAUUGUUAACGAGCCCACUGCGGCAGCAAUUGCCUAUGGAUUGGACAAGACCAAUGAGGAGAAGCAAAUUAUCGUUUACGACUUGGGUGGAGGCACUUUUGAUGUUUCCUUGUUGUCGAUUGAAGGCGGUGUUUUCGAAGUGUUGGCUACUGCUGGUGAUACCCACUUGGGUGGUGAAGAUUUCGACCACAAGAUUGUGAGAUACUUGGCUAAGCAAUUCAAGAAGAAGCACAAUAUCGACAUUAGUACCAAUGCUAAAGCGAUUUCCAAAUUGAAGAGAGAAGCAGAAAAGGCCAAGAGAACUUUGUCAUCACAAAUGUCGACUAGGGUUGAAAUUGACUCGUUUGUUGACGGUAUUGACUUUUCAGAAACCCUUUCAAGAGCCAAGUUUGAAGAGUUGAACAUUGCCGCUUUUAGAAAGACGUUGAAACCAGUUGAACAAGUUUUGAAAGAUGGAAACGUUAAAAAGCUGGAAAUUGAUGAUAUUGUCUUGGUUGGUGGUUCCACAAGAAUCCCCAAGGUGCAAGAAUUGUUGGAGCAAUUCUUUGACGGCAAGAAGGCCUCCAAGGGUAUCAACCCCGAUGAAGCUGUUGCUUAUGGUGCUGCUGUUCAAGCCGGUGUCUUGAGUGGUGAAGAAGGUGUCGAUGACAUUGUCUUGUUGGAUGUCAAUCCAUUGACUUUGGGUAUCGAGACCUCGGGCGGGGUCAUGACCACUUUGAUCAAGAGAAACACUGCUAUCCCAACCAAGAAAUCCCAGAUUUUCUCCACCGCUGCUGACAACCAGCCAACUGUUUUGAUCCAAGUCUACGAAGGUGAAAGAACCAUGGCUAAGGAUAACAACAAGUUGGGUAAGUUUGAGUUGACCGGUAUCCCACCCGCACCAAGAGGUGUUCCACAAAUCGAGGUCACUUUCUCCUUGGAUGCAAAUGGUAUCUUGAAAGUUGAAGCUGCUGACAAGGGAACUGGUAAAUCCGAAAGUAUCACCAUCACCAAUGAAAAGGGCAGAUUGUCCAAGGAUGAAAUUGACAGAAUGGUUGAAGAAGCCGAGAAAUACGCUCAACAGGAUCAAGAGUUGAAGGAAAAGAUUGAAGCUAGAAACUCGUUGGAAAACUAUGCUCAUCUUUUGAAGGGCCAAUUGAAUGACAAGUCGGAAACUGGCUUGGGCUCCAAAUUGAACGAAGACGACAGAGAGACCUUGGACGACGCCAUUAAGGAAACCUUGGAGUUUAUCGAGGAUAACUUUGACACUGCUACAAGCGAAGAGUUUGAAGAACAAAAACAGAAGUUGGUCGAUGUUGCUAACCCAAUCACUGCCAAAUUAUACGGAGGUGCUGCUGCUGGAGACGAAGGUGCAGGUGCAAAAGCCAGCGGCGACGCCAAGUUUGGUGACGACGAUUCAGAUGAUGAGAUAGAUCAUGACGAGUUGUAA
Molecule: messenger RNA, 2085 nt
Organism: Lodderomyces beijingensis
Lineage: Eukaryota; Fungi; Ascomycota; Pichiomycetes; Serinales; Debaryomycetaceae
Source: the annotation of a GenBank genome assembly